Molecule: messenger RNA, 1267 nt
Organism: Blastomyces dermatitidis ER-3
Lineage: Eukaryota; Fungi; Ascomycota; Eurotiomycetes; Onygenales; Ajellomycetaceae
Exons: 3
Coding region: 156-1094 (312 amino acids)
Source: RefSeq, a predicted model, not a curated record
CCGCAUGCAAAUGAGUCAUCCUGAAAACCCCAUUGAUGAAGCAGGCCUCAACUCCUGAUAGAUGAGCCGAGCCGCCAUUCAGAAACCCGCAAGAAGAAUACUCAUUUCCAAAUCAUCGUAAGAAAGCAGAGUAGCGUGACAAGCCAAACUCCACGAUGCAAGUAGCCAUCGCGGGUGUCGGUGCUCUCGGGCACCAUAUUCUGCGCGGAAUUCUCGCAACAGGGAAACAUUCUGUGACCGUCUUGACAAGAGGAGAGCCCCGCUCUAAUGACCCGCGCAUCACAUGGCGUAAAGUCGACUACAGUGACAAGUCCUCACUGACGGAGGCGCUCCGCGGUAUCGAUACAUGUAUAUCAACCGCAGCAAGCUUCGACGACAAAUCAUUCGCGGAGGGCCAGAUUAGAUUAGUCGACGCAUGCAUUGCAGCAGGCAUUCGCCGGUUCGUGCCUUCAGAGUUCGAACUCGAUCCACACACCCGCAAAGACCGCUACCCUUAUUUGGCUGCGAAGCGGAAAGUAUUAUCCCACCUUGCCUCGCCAGCGGUUCGGGAGAAGAUCCAGUGCACGCUAUUCACGCCGGGGAUCUUCUAUGAUUAUUACUCGCCGAUGACUGAGGAUGGGAAGAGGCAUAUGAGCAGUGAAUCGCUCGUGCCGAUUGGGUUUGAUAUGGUGGUUGAUCUGAAGAAUUGUCGCGCGCAACUUGUGGAUGGGAUGGAGGAGAAGAGGAUGCGGUUUACCGAGGUUGAUGAUGUUGGGAAGUUCGUGGCGAAGGCUUUGGAGCUGGAGGAGUGGCCAGAUCAGUUUAUGAUGUCCGGGGAGAAUCUUACUUGCAAGGAGCUUAUUGGGAUUUGUGAGAAGGUCAGAGGAAAACCAUUCGAAAUCGAGCGCAUAUCAAUCGCAGAUAUGGAAAGCAGAAUAAAGGAGGCAGAGAAAGCGAAUGAUAUGAUGGGAACAUUCAUUUGGACCACACCCGUUUGUAUCCUCGAGGGAGACUUUUGGUGGGACGACAAAACUACGCAGGGGGUAGAUAUCAAGACCGUUUUUCCAGAUGAGAAAAUUGAAUCUCUGGAAGGAUUUUUGUCAAAAUGGUGGUGAUUUGAUUCGUAUUGCAUUGUCGCCCGACCAGCGUCGAGUCGUAUUGUUCAAUGAUCCUUCGCGUCGAGGAACAGUAGUCCUCCAGACAGCUAGCUAGCUGGUUUAAGUUUGAGCCGCUCAAUAUGUCGAUCGAAUUUGUUUAGCAAAAGUAGUAAAUAAAUAAAGGAUGUCCA